Molecule: messenger RNA, 4363 nt
Organism: Acanthopagrus latus (yellowfin seabream)
Lineage: Eukaryota; Metazoa; Chordata; Actinopteri; Spariformes; Sparidae
Gene: dmrt2b
Product: doublesex and mab-3 related transcription factor 2b
Exons: 3
Coding region: 917-2272 (451 amino acids)
Biological process (GO): sex differentiation; regulation of transcription by RNA polymerase II
Cellular component (GO): nucleus
Molecular function (GO): DNA-binding transcription factor activity, RNA polymerase II-specific; RNA polymerase II cis-regulatory region sequence-specific DNA binding
Source: RefSeq, a predicted model, not a curated record
UGGUCCCUCUGUAUAUGUCAUCACGUUACUGUUAGAAUGAACCUCCCAUUGUUAUAGUUUGAACAUUCCAAUAAUUCAAUGAAAUGCAUCUGACUUUGUGUGUAUUUUGUAUUUUUAUUUGUGUGUUUUUGUCUUAUAAAUGAUCUCCCGCCUGGAGUCAUUUGGAGAUGUGGGUCUGGCAAGAUACCACAUCUCGGUUGAAAGAUGAGAACGGCUCCCAAGGUGGGCAGGACAGGGCAGGUAUGGCACUUUAUAGGGAGAGAGGAGUUGCUUUAGCUGCAAACGGGUUUCCCCCUCCCAAAUCUCUGCUGCACGGGUCCCGCGCCAGGGAGUUCGGCGUCGUGGCCCGGUCGGCCAUCCGCGCGUUCUUGGAAACAGCGUCAGAGAGCAGCUGAGAGAGGCUUAACAUUUCAAACGUCUGGCGGUAGGCUGCGAAGUUUCCACCCUGACAACACCGUCAUGUAGCGGCGGCUGCGGCAGGCUGCAGCGGGCUGAAGGAGUCAGUUGGUGGUGAAGUUGCGGCGCACGGCCUUUCCGAACUCUUAACGCGUCGUUUGAGUUUCUGUCUGAUGGACGUUGAUGUAUUUCACUCAGGAGAGGCUGUUUCAGUCAGUGCGUGUUGUGCUACAGGUGCAGCGGUGUUGGAAUCAAACGUUUUCCUGUGUUUCAGAUGCAUGCGUAAAACACAACCACCGUUGUUCCUGAUCAGCUCUUCUUAUUUUUUUUUACUAUUUUUUUGAAAAAGAACUUUUAGCAGACAAUAAAAUACAUGUUAAUGUAACUCUAUUUUGAUAAACAACCACCGCAAACACGUCUAUUUUGCUGUAUUUUGAGUUAAAAUCAUCUUUAGUCUUCUGCGUAAAAGUCACAGUGCAUCACGGAUUUAAAAGUGGGAUUCCGGUGGUUUUAGUCAUAGAUGACCUCUCAGCUGGAAGGAGGCCUGCGGCUGGAGACCACAGCAAAACUUUGUGUACUAAAAUCGGAGAAAGUCGUUGACGUGACAGGUCCUGACGGAUGCGCCGGGCAGCUCGUCUGCCGCGGGGACGGAGGAGAGAAUAAAGCGUCCCCGCCUCCAGAGCGCCAUCAGCAGCAGAGGCCACGCAAGAUGACCCGGAGCCCCAAGUGUGCCCGCUGUCGGAACCACGGCGUCGUCUCGUGUUUGAAAGGCCACAAACGCUUCUGCCGCUGGAGGGACUGUCGCUGUGCCUGCUGCCUGCUGGUGGUGGAGCGGCAGCGCGUCAUGGCCGCGCAGGUCGCGCUGAGGCGGCAGCAAGCUGCGGAGGUGAGGAGGGAGGAAGGGCAGGGCAAGAGGGGGGUCAGGUGUGCAGCCCCGUUGCGCAGGUCGGCGUAUCAGCGUUACAGCAGAGCAGCCGAGCCCAGCAUCCUGGCUAAGAGCAUCCUGCAGGGGCUCAAACCGGUGGUGCAGCUGGAGGACGACACCCCCUGCUGGCCAAAGCAGACACAGCGCGACCAGACGCAGCGCGACCAGGCGCACGUGACGUGUCCCUCCAUCAGCGCCCGGAUGAGGAAGAGGCGAGCCUUCGCAGACAAGGAGCUGGAGAACGUGAUGCUGGAGCGGGAGCUGAGACAGAGGGAGCUGCCGGGCGACCUCUCCUUCUCCUCCUCUGCCCUCGUCCCCGUGCUUCACCCGCCGCCCCUGCCUGUCUCCCCUAACCUCCACUGCUGCCUUCUCAACAAGGACCCCACAGCUGCAGCGAUGUCCAGUUACGUGCCUGUGUAUAAAUAUAAGCCUCUGUAUGAGUGUGACUUCCAGUUCUAUCAGUUCUUCCACCUAAAGAGCAGGUCGUCUGCAGAGGGCGACUACAAUGACCUCUUGUGCCAAAGCUCAGAGCAGGUCAGGGAGGAUGAGGAGGUGCAGAGCAGCUGGAGAGGCUGUGAGAGGAGAGAACGACCAGAGCUGAUACCUCCACCAUCACAACAACGACUCAAACAUCAUGGCAGCGCCUUGUCAGGUCUCCACCUUGUCAAAUCCCCGUCAGAACCAGCAGAAAUACUGGACUCAAAGGUCGACUCAACAGUCACAGGCUCUAUUUCUGGAACUGAUCAGGGUAUCCUGGGCGGGCCGGACGUCAGUGCACCCAGCAGGACUCUUGAUCCCAGACCUCUGACAGCUAAGGGCUGGAGUGCAGACACUCCUGUCGACCAGACAGGCGCUCAUGCCGGCUCCGUCAAGAGCCCCCACUGCAGCUCAGUCAGGACUCCUGCUGUGAGGCCAUUACCUUUCUCUGUAGAGGCUCUGCUGAGGGCCUGACAGGCAAAUGGAGAGCGCUAUGGUGCACUUUGUUUAUGGGCGGGCUAAGAAUUGAUGCUGAUUGAAUAAAUGUUAAGAAAAAAGUCUGGGUAUAUUACAGGUUUUCAAACACUUUAAUUGACAACGGCUGGUUUCUAAGUGGCACUGGGUGAAAUAUUUAUGAAAGGAAUAAUUACAAUCGUUGUAUUUUUUCUUAUUUUUCAUGAGAAUGUAUUCAACUACACCGUAUAUCUUGACCAUAAUUAAAACUAUAACAAUCAAACACUUAAAUGUCACGUUAUCACUAUAUUUUCAUUUUUAUAUCUGCUGUAUAUUGAACAUAUUUUCUAGAAAAGUACAAAAAAAAAAUGUAAUCCUUUUUUUAUAGACCUCUUUACGAAAUUUGGUGAAAAUAUACUCAACCAUUCCAUUUUGACCCUCUCACAUAAAUCUUAUUUUAUUGUCUUUUCCUGAAGAAAUACUCAGAGCAUCCAUAAAACAAAGUUGGUGAAACUUUCAAGUGGCGUUUGAACUUGUGCCCGUUUCUCACUUCAUGCUUUGAUUGUGUGUUGAUGUGUCUGGUUGAUCUCAGGCACUCGUUGUGUCAAAACAGACCAGGUGCUUGCUCGGAGAUCUCUCUUUUAUCACAUGAGAACUAAUGAGAAGGGGAGCAACCUGGGAUGAAGCAGGCAGUGACAGUUAAAAGGGCAAUUCACAUUGCCAAAAAAGUUACUGUAAUGAGACAGAAAGGGUUGACGGCACAAGAGACACACGUCUCUGACAUUUCUGCAUCUGUCCUCUUCUUCAUUUCGGGACGUUUGGAUCAAUUAUUUAUUGUUCUUUCAAAGCUCUAUCACUCACAUUUUGUCAGACUGCAGUCCAUCAUUUUGAUUGUGUUGCCUUAAACUCACAGAUCAUAUGGCAUACUGUUUAAUAUUUCAUGAAGUAUCAUUUUAUCACACCAACAGAAUGAGGGAAGAUGGGAAAUAUCCACCAAAGGGUGAAUGGGAGGGUGCCACGGUUGCCUAGGCGACAUUGUUCUUCAUUGUAUGCCGAGCCUGACGCCGGCCGAGUUUGUUUGAACACGCAUCUGAUCUAUAUCCACUUUUCUCUCCUUCUCUGUUUUUUUUUCUUCUUUCCGUGGAGUAAUCUCGCAAAGAUGGAGGUCAGAUACUUUUGACAACUGUGGACCUUGUGGCGUCAACACAGAGGUGAUAGCGUGUCUUUGUUUGCUGCUAUCUCGCACCAUAUCAGAAUGCCUUUCUCCCUUUUUUUUUUCUUUUCACGGACAGACAGAGAGGGGCGAUUGGCACAAAGGAAGGUGAGGAUGUGGGCCUGAAAGCGCUGAAUAUGUGCCAUUGUUUCGUUAUUUUACAUGCCAUUUGUGCAGAUUUUACAAUAUUAAAACCCUCUCCCUUGCAGAGACUGAAUUGCCAUUUUUACUGUGAUGAUAAAAAGAUAAGCAUCAGUCACAAAGGGGUGAUAAUGACUUCUGUGAGGAAUAACACAGAGGAUAUAAAUCAAUUUCCCCUCCAGCCAAGCUAGGGGAAAAGCUCAUUUAUCCAGUUCCCCUAUGUUUCAUUCUGGAGUGUCCUUAGUGUGUUGCGGCAUAACAGUUAGCAGCCCUGCUCUAAAAUGCCAUUCACGUUCCACCGUUCUUGUUAGGACCGUGCACGGGACAGACAGAUUAGCUUUAUUGUUCUGUGCUCUUUGCAAAAGGUUUGAUUCGAUCUGCAGUCCCCAGUUUAUUAACAUUUCCCUUUGUGGGCCAGGGGAGAGAGAAGGAGGACGUGUGAGGGGGUUAUUGGAUUCAGGCCGGUUUGCUGACAAAGCAUUUCCAACAGGUUAAAACAUGUUUUUGGAUUUGUAACAGCCACAGCCCUUCUUCUCCCUCGCCCUCCGCCUGUUGUCGCCCACCUGUGAUGCUCCCCGCUGUUCAUUCUCUCGUUGUGCCUCAUUUCCAUUUCAGCAGGAUUGAUUUCACCCCUGUUCAGGGUAGAAAAGCUUUGCUUUGGCGUUCCCCUGUAACUCUGAUCUUCAUAUUUUCAUCAUGCAGACUCUAUCGGCAGUGACUGGAAACACGGGAGGGAAUGAAGAGAGAGCUGGUGGGUG